CUGCGCCUGUAUUGCCUGGUGGAGCGCAGGAUCAAGGGCGACGGCAACUGCCAGUUCCGAUCCCUGUCGGACCAGCUGUUCAGGACGCCGCGGCUGCACGGGUUUGUGCGGGAGCGGGUGUGCAAGCAGCUGGCCACCGAGCCGCAGCGCUACUCUGGGUUUGUGCCUGGCGGGUACCAGCAGUACUGCGCUGACAUGGCACGCAGCGGGACCUGGGGGGACCACGUCACGCUGCAGGCCGCCGCCGACCACUUUGGCCUGCGCAUCUUUGUGCUCGCCUCCUACCACUCCUCGGCGGUGCUGUGGAUCGACCCGCAGGAGCAGCGCAGCCGCCGCGUGCUGUGGCUGAGCUUCUGGGCGGAGGUGCACUACAACUCGCUGUACCCCGAG
This is a messenger RNA of Chlorella variabilis, 390 nucleotides long. RefSeq lists its product as hypothetical. The record is from RefSeq and is a predicted model, not a curated record. The transcript has 4 exons. Gene Ontology annotation, biological process: protein deubiquitination. Lineage: Eukaryota; Viridiplantae; Chlorophyta; Trebouxiophyceae; Chlorellales; Chlorellaceae. Gene Ontology annotation, molecular function: cysteine-type deubiquitinase activity. The annotation marks the transcript as partial.